AUGGAUUGCCACUCAUGCACCUUAAACAGAAAUAUGUGGUAUUAUGUAAGUCCAGAAUUCUACGGUCCAGAUAUGUACAGUCUAGAUUUGUACGCUCCCGAUAUGUACAGUCCAGGUUUGUACGGUCCAGAUAUGUACGUCCAGAUUUGUACGGUCCACAAUUAUACGGUCCAGAUAUGUACAGUCCAGGUUUGUACCGUCAGAUAUGUACGUCCAGAAUUCUACGAUCCAGAUUUGUAA
Messenger RNA from Macrosiphum euphorbiae (potato aphid), 240 nucleotides. Lineage: Eukaryota; Metazoa; Arthropoda; Insecta; Hemiptera; Aphididae. The record is from the annotation of a GenBank genome assembly.